Messenger RNA from Ostertagia ostertagi, 645 nucleotides. Lineage: Eukaryota; Metazoa; Nematoda; Chromadorea; Rhabditida; Trichostrongylidae. The record is from the annotation of a GenBank genome assembly.
AUGAAAAUGUUCUUGAAAGUUGUGCUCUUUGUGUUUGAGCAUCCACUUCUGCUUACAUCUGAUUAUGCGGAGAAGUUGGAGGACGCGUUCCAUUGGGGUUUAACCGCACAGGAUCGAGAAAUGCGUGAAAAAUUCCUCAUUGUCUUUGAACGGAAUUUGGCUGUGAAUCCGAUAGCUCGCCUAACGACUAUGCAUGCGGUAGCCGGCUUCCGCUCGUCAUCUUUAAGCUCAGAUAUGGAGGCUGACGUUCAAACCAUUUCAUCAACACUCUACAACACUAAAAUCGACAAUGAUAGUAAGGCUGAUGAAGACGUACCGAUGGAGACUGAUCAGCUGAGGGAAGCUGGGAAUGGAGACUCAAACAUUGUCCAUCGAAUGGACGUCCUGCUCGAGGACCAAAAAAAUGAUAUAGCAUUCAUUGGUGACAUGUUCUCUCAUCUCUUCCAUUCUCUAUGGAUUUCGAUGAGUGAAGAGGAGAGAAAUUACAUUGGAGGGCUGGCAGUGCCUUUUAUGACAUCGGGCGUUCAUGUGCAGCAAGCUCAUGCAGUUCAUCCAGUGAUCAACAAUUUUCUCUUAGAAACUUUCUCACAGUGUAAUCCACCAAUUCACAUUGACGCCAAUGCCAACUUUCAGGUAAAACGCUGG